Messenger RNA from Ostrea edulis (European flat oyster), 2025 nucleotides. RefSeq names its product cadherin EGF LAG seven-pass G-type receptor 1-like. The record is from RefSeq and is a predicted model, not a curated record. The transcript is spliced from 12 exons. Gene Ontology annotation, molecular function: calcium ion binding. Gene Ontology annotation, biological process: homophilic cell-cell adhesion. Bases 67 to 1917 code for a protein of 616 amino acids. Gene Ontology annotation, cellular component: cell-cell junction; membrane. NCBI's taxonomy places the organism in Eukaryota, Metazoa, Mollusca, Bivalvia, Ostreida, Ostreidae.
AUUCAUUGAUGUAAAAUCUUCUGAGGAUUCUCUAUUAAAAAAUUCUAAAUCAAAACUCCAGACAAAAUGAAAUUUAUCCAGUGGAAACAAAAAACGCAGAUCGUUUUGAUAGUACUAUUUUCUGUGAUAUUUCCCAACAAUGCGCUGUCAAUCACGAGCUUACCCACAUCCUUUGACCUCCGGGAGGACUCCACAGCAGAGACUCUCAUUCACACGGUGGUUUACACGGGGGUAGCGGCGGGCGACAGCGUUUCCUGUACUAUGACCACGGUGACAAACUUCCUCGUAAAAACUAUAACCGGCACGACAAACUACGGUGUGUAUGUCGUUGCGAACCCCACAGGACUGUCUUAUCCAGCUACCUACACUAUUCCGGUAACGUGCACGGGAUCCCCCUCUGCCGCUACCGACACGGAGAAUCUCCAGGUUGUUGUCACUCAAAACUCCCCUCCCACCUUUACUAAUGUUCCCGGAAGUGUCAGUGUUGAUAGCACCACCACCGGAAGUGGCGUUACAAUUUUCACAAUACAGGCUUCAGACGCAGAGGGUGACCAAUUAUAUUUUGAAAUCGUAUGCAUUCCAACUGGUUGUCCUUUCGAAGUGUUCGCAUCGGGUGCCAUUUUGACAACAGCUUCUUUGGAGGGAACGGCAAUUAGCGGAUAUGACAUCAAUGUUUAUGUUAACGACAGCAGAUCAAAGGUUGGACCAAACGUAUUGUCGGUUACCAUUACAAACGUCAAUUCUCCUCCCACCAUCACCAACAAACUGACGACCCCUGUAUCAGUGCAGGAGAACGUGGUUGUGGGAACGAGUGUGAGACAAUAUGUUACGACGGACGUCAACGGGGGCGCACUCACAUAUUCUGCUACCUACAGUCCGGCAUCCGGCGGAACGUACUUCACCAUCGAGUCAGCAAGCGGUCUCGUUAAAACAGCAAACUCUCUAAAUUACGAAACUCUAGCCACGGCAGAGCGAACAGUACUAAUCACAGUUAUUGUAAGAGAUUCAGCCGCAGCAUCCGACACCACUACCCUCACCGUCAACAUACUUGACCAAAACGAGGCUCCCAGUUUUCCUAAAGACUCAUAUAUCCUUGUAACGGAUGAGGCUGCGGCGGGAACUUCUAUCGGCAAUCCGAAUUUUCAAGCUACCGAUCCCGACACUGGAGCAUCGUUAUCAUAUAGCACAACAUGUACCGAGGUAACAAUCGACUCCACGACCGGGGCAGCCAGUUUUACGUCUGCUUACGAUAUGGACGUAGCUGGAACAUCAGGGAUAAUCACAUGCACAGUCACAGUUAGCGACGGUUCUCUUACGGAUACCGCUUCUCUGAAUGUUACUGUCAAUAACAUCAACGAUAACACCCCAGCGUUUGGUCAGUCUGCAUACACGUUUACAGUCAGUAACACAGCGGCCGUGGGAUUCACCGUGGGAUCCAUAGCAGCAACAGAUGGGGAUCUCAGCACAAUUUCAUUCGGUACUAUUACCUAUGAGCUGAAUCAACUGACUCUAGGAGGUGACUAUUUCGGGGUUACUACCACCGGGGAUUUAUACGUCAAAUCGGCUGUUACGUCUCUUUCUGUUGGUGCCAGUUACAGCAUAACAGCGACAGCACGUGACGGUGGUCAUCUGUCGGACACCGCAUCUAUCACCAUCAUCAUACCCUCCACCACCACUACCACAGCCACCACCACUACCGAUAGGGCGAAAACUUUCUUUGAGGACCCGCGGAAUGUCGCGUGGUUCAUUGCAGCCAUGGUUGUUCUUGCUCUGAUGAUUGCACUGAUUAUCUAUAUGGUCAUACGUUACGGAGUUCAUUUCAAACAGUAUAAAUCUCGUCGUGUGAACCACAAGAAAGAGAAAUUGCAAGAAUAUAUUGAAGGGAAAUGGCGUCCUUGGAAAGUUUGGGAUAAAUGAUGACAUCAUUAACCUUAGUUUGGUUAUGAAAGACACAGAGAAAAAUUUUGUUUGUAUGAGGACUGAUGAUAUUUUAUAAACUUAAAUUUCAUUAAACAUUGAGAAGUU